Rana temporaria (common frog) is the source of this 1912-nucleotide messenger RNA. RefSeq names its product cytochrome P450 2K6-like. Gene Ontology annotation, cellular component: intracellular membrane-bounded organelle; cytoplasm. Gene Ontology annotation, molecular function: iron ion binding; oxidoreductase activity, acting on paired donors, with incorporation or reduction of molecular oxygen, reduced flavin or flavoprotein as one donor, and incorporation of one atom of oxygen; heme binding. The coding region runs from base 341 to 1822 and encodes 493 amino acids. Lineage: Eukaryota; Metazoa; Chordata; Amphibia; Anura; Ranidae. The record is from RefSeq and is a predicted model, not a curated record. The transcript is spliced from 12 exons. Gene Ontology annotation, biological process: xenobiotic metabolic process.
UUUAUUGCUGGGUGGAGUAAGGAUUGUACAUCUGAGACAAGGCCAUUAUCUACACAGUGUUUAAAUAGUCCUCGAGAGUGAAAAAAGCAGAACGAAAACAGGAAUGUGGUAGAGGACAGUCCAGAUCAACAGACAAGAUAACUUCAACAAUAACUAUAAAAGACGGUCUUACCAAUGCAAAUGUGAGCUCGAAAGCUUCCUAUUACCAUCCACACCUGAAAACACCUCCAAGAAUCAGGGAGCCAGACAUCCAGGAAGUGUCCACAACAGAGCAGAAUUACAGCAACAUCAGAGCAAAAACGAACAAUAAGGACAUGAACCCAGGACUGCAGUAAGGGAAAUGUUUCCAGUUGACCCUGUGACGAUCCUUCUGUCUGUUGUGGUCAUCCUCUUCUUUGCCCUUGUAUAUGGCAGCAAGAAGCAAGACAAGUACAAGAAUUUCCCACCUGGACCUAAACCAUGGCCAAUCAUUGGAAAUAUAUUCAGCCUUGACAUGAAGAAACCACAUAAGACAUUCAUAGAGUUAUCCAAGACGUAUGGUCCAGUAAUAGGUGCCCAAAUAGGAACGGAAAAGAUAGUUGUCCUUUGUGGAUACGAUGCUGUGAAAGAUGCUCUAAUUAACCACGCUGAGGAGUUUUCAGACAGGCCAAAGACACUAUGGUUCCCUAAAGCCCUAAGAGAAAAUGGGGUUGUCUUUUCCAAUGGAGAGAACUGGAAGGUCAUGAGAAGAUUUACACUUUCCACACUUCGGGAUUAUGGGAUGGGGAAGAGAACUACAGAAGACAAAAUAAUCGAGGAAGCUGAAUACUUGGUACAGGCUAUUCAAUCAUAUGGAGGAAAGCCCUUUGACAAUUUGACCAUCAUUAAUGCAGCUGUGGCCAACAUCAUUAUAUCCAUACUACUGAGCUGUAGAUUUGAGUAUGAGGACCCUAUAUUACAGAAGCUCAUGAACAUAGCUAAUGAGAACUUAAAACUUGUGGGCUCACCUUUGAUCAGGCUGUAUAAUAGCUUCCCAUUCCUGAUAAGCUUAUUGCCAGGAAGCCACAAGAAGAUUGCUGAAAACUUUUCCCAAAUGGAGAACUUCAUAAGAGCAACAUUUAUUAAGCAAAGGAAAAAAUUGGAUGUAAAUGACCAGAGGAACCUUAUUGACACAUUCCUGGCAAAGCAACAAGAGGGGAAGCCAGAAUCUACUCUGUAUUUUCAUGAUGACAAUUUAACAGUCCUGGUAGACAACUUGUUUGUUGCUGGAAUGGAGACAACAACCACCACUUUGAGAUGGGGCCUCCUGCUAAUGAUGCAAUAUCCUGAUAUACAAAAGAAAGCACAAAAUGAAAUUGAGAGAGUCAUUGGAACAGCCCAGCCUAGAUUAGAGCACCGGAAACAAAUGCCGUACACUGAUGCUGUUGUUCAUGAAAUCUUGCGAUAUGGCGAUAUUGCACCGGGAAGUGUUCCACAUGCAGCCUCUCGAGAUGUCACAUUUAGAGGAUAUUUUAUUCCAAAAGGAACUAUGGUCAUUCCAUUGCUCUCCUCUUCAUUGAGAGACAAAGCCUACUUUGAAAAACCUUAUGAGUUCUACCCAGAACAUUUUCUUGAUAAAGAUGGCAAUUUCAAGAAGAAUGAUGCAUCCAUCCCAUUUUCUCUCGGAAAAAGAAGCUGUGCCGGAGAAACAUUGGCUAAGAUGGAGCUGUUCCUCUUCUUUACAACACUGCUGCAACACUUCACCUUCCAGACCCCUCCCGGAGCUGUGCUGGACCUCACCCCUGCAAUGGGGGCUACAAAUGGCCCAUUACCACAUGAAAUCUGCGCAAUCCCUCGCACCUAGAUUGAGUCAGCGCUGAAUUAUGCCCCGUACACAUGAUCGGAAUUUACGAUGGCCUAAAAUCCGAUGGAAUUUUUCGUCAGAAUUCCAUUC